AGAAGAUAGAGACCCUGAGGUUGGGGGAGACAGACCCCGGGUAGGGAGAGGGGGGGACAGAGACCCACAGCAGGGUGGACAAGAGGCUCAGGAGCAGGACACAGACAGAUGCAGACACGGCAGAGCUUAGCAGGCAGUGAGGUCAGAGUGUCUGUGAGGUCGGCUGCUGUCCAGGGCCAGCCUGGGGGCCUGGGGCCCAGAGUAAGUGGCUACAAGCAGAUCAGGAGUCCCUGCGGGUCCCCCUCAGCCUGAACCAUGAAGACCUUGGAGGGACAGCCCAGCGUGUCCUCAGUGUCCACAAGUUCCAAAGCUCCUCAGGUGAAGAUGUCCUCGGCCCAGGAGAGCUGCCUCAGCCUCAUCAAAUACCUCCUCUUCGUUUUCAACCUCUUCUUUUUCGUCCUCGGCAGCCUGGUUUUCUGCUUUGGUAUCUGGAUCCUCGUGGACAAGAGCAGCUUCGUGUCGUUUGUGGGCUUGUCCUUCAUGCCCCUGCAGAUCUGGUCCAAGGCCCUGGCCAUCUCAGGAAUUCUCACCAUGGGCCUCGCCCUUCUGGGCUGUUUGGGGGCCCUGAAGGAGCUCCGCUGCCUCCUGGGCCUGUAUUUUGGGGUCCUGCUGCUCCUGUUUGUCACGCAGAUCACCCUGGGGAUCCUCAUCUCCACGCAGCGGAUCCGGCUGGAGCGGAAGGUGAAGGACAUCAUACAGGAGACGAUCCGAAACUACUAUGCCCACCCAGAGACAACCGAGGCGGAGGAGAGCUGGGACUACGUGCAGUUUCAGCUGCGCUGCUGUGGCUGGAACUCUCCUCAGGACUGGUACCGCGUCCCCAGCAUGAGCAGCAACCAGUCGAUGUACCAAGUGCCCUGCUCCUGCCGUAACUCGUCGGUGGCCAACUCCUCAGUCUCGAAUAUGACCUCCCCCACCCAGUUCAGCCGAGUCGGACCACUGGCUCGGCCCCAACACAGUACAGAGCUUUGUGUGAUCCCUGCAAACAGCCAUACCUAUCGAGAGGGCUGCUCGCGGAGCCUGCAAAAGUGGUUGCACAACAACCUCAUCUCCAUCGUGGGCAUUUGUCUGGGCGUCGGUCUACUCGAGCUCAGCUUCAUGUCGCUCUCCAUAUUCCUGUGCAGAAACCUGGACCAACUCUACGACAGACUCGCCCGGUACCGCUAGGCCCCGCCUUCCCCAAAGACCCACCCUGACCCCUUCCCUGACUCCUGUAAAUAGUUGCUUAAUCCCCAGUUCUCCCCAGCCACUGAGACCUGAGACUCCUCAUUCUCCCCCUGGGACCCAGAUGUCUGCCUGCCCCACUGCUGUCCCCGAUCUCGUGGGACCUGGGGCUUCCUGCCACCAGCUUCCGGCCCCCAAAGAUACCUCAUUUCUUUGACUCAUCCGUCAGCCUACCACUUCCCACAAGAUUAUUUUCACCCAAACCUCAAAUAAAUCCCCUGAGUCUUGGUAAAAUAA
This is a messenger RNA of Artibeus jamaicensis (Jamaican fruit-eating bat), 1461 nucleotides long. It is a transcript of the gene CD37, whose product is annotated as CD37 molecule. The coding region runs from base 256 to 1167 and encodes 303 amino acids. The transcript has 9 exons. Gene Ontology annotation, cellular component: membrane. The record is from RefSeq and is a predicted model, not a curated record. NCBI's taxonomy places the organism in Eukaryota, Metazoa, Chordata, Mammalia, Chiroptera, Phyllostomidae.